Aspergillus clavatus NRRL 1 is the source of this 1383-nucleotide messenger RNA. RefSeq lists its product as uncharacterized. NCBI's taxonomy places the organism in Eukaryota, Fungi, Ascomycota, Eurotiomycetes, Eurotiales, Aspergillaceae. Bases 1 to 1383 code for a protein of 460 amino acids. The record is from RefSeq and is a predicted model, not a curated record. The transcript has a single exon.
AUGGACAGAUCAUUUGGCAACCAUAGUCAUGGAACCGACUGCUGGAAGCACACGCUAGCCAAUUUCACUGAACUCGCGUUAUCAAAGACCAAUCGAGCCGGUCAAGGAUACACCGUAUCGUUGGGUUGCCCAACUCAUUGGGAUAUGCAAACAACGGUGCUCGAGCACGAUGAUACAGAUUUCCCAAGGACUUUGAAGGUUGAGGGACAUUCCCAAACGAAUGUGGCGUUGACUUUGAGCAUUCCGGAGGACCGAAAAGAAAGCCUACAGCGAUGCGAAAGUCUCGCCAAAGCAGUCAGAGUCGGAGACAUCAAGGUCUUCCUUGAACAGUUGACAGCGCGGGAGGACGCCCCAGCACGUAAAACGUUCCAAGGGCAUCAUACACGCCUAGCACAAGAUUUCAAGGUGGAACACAGUGAUCCGCAGUGGACGCAGCGGCGUGGCCACGAUUCGGAUGAUCAACCAGAGAAAUCGUCCAAAUCAGACUCGGAAGCCCGAAAGUACAAAGAGAUUGUUGACUACAUAAUGUCAGUCUUCCAACGUCGAGUGGUGUGGAUCAAAGAACGGAGAUUCAACAAGACGACAGAGGCUAGGGUUGGCUCAAAUGAUUCCAAUCGUUUCUAUGAUCACGUUGACGCUGCCCGGAAGAAUUCCUUCAAUCGUCGCUCUCGGUGUAUGGAUGACUUUUGUGAAGGAUUCGAUUCGAACAAUAUUUGUGUAUCCGAGGGUAUUUCCCCGGUUAAUAAGGAGCUCUGCGAAACGUGUUAUCCCAAGAGAAAUGAAGCAGUCAUUGAGCAACAUUGUGCGAUACAGGAGAUUAGGGAACGCCAGGUCUUCUACGGUGUAUGCAUAUUGCUUGGUUGCGCUAUUCUGAUGGCAGCCUUUUUGUAUGCGCUGCACGGCUUUUGCGGAAGAGUUCGAAGGCGAUAUCAAAUGUUCAGGGGUCUAUGGGGUCCUCAAAGUUCUCGAACUUCCGUCACGAAAUCACGGUCAUCUUCGGUACUGCGAGAUGAAUCUAUGCCUGCUCUUUUUCCUGGGCUAUCCUUUAGCAGGAGGCUAGAGAUUUUGCAAAGAAACAAUAACUCUGAGGCGAUGGAAGCAAAUGGCUCCGCAACAUCCCUUUCAAUUCUGCAGCGGAAGUGGCGCAAAUUCGACGUCUAUCGCAAAGACUCUCGCAGGAGGCUCCAGGAUGUCUUCGACAUUGAGUCACUCAAGGAGAAGCUUGCAGAAGAUACGCAGAAUAGUGAUAGGGUCCCAGUUCUUCCCCGAGCACCCAAUGCAAGUAUCCGGAUGCAUAUUGAGAGAAUGACCCCAAGCCACUCGUCAGAGUCGUUCAAUCGCAAGGAACUUGAAAGCAGCAAUGAUGGGUCAGCACUAUGUUAA